Messenger RNA from Pestalotiopsis fici W106-1, 2205 nucleotides. RefSeq lists its product as uncharacterized. The record is from RefSeq and is a predicted model, not a curated record. The transcript has 2 exons. Bases 1 to 2205 code for a protein of 734 amino acids. NCBI's taxonomy places the organism in Eukaryota, Fungi, Ascomycota, Sordariomycetes, Amphisphaeriales, Sporocadaceae.
AUGUCUGUCUUAUGUCGGAAGUGUCAAGUCAUUCAGAUCAAUGACGCAGAACACAACGGAAUUGUUCAAACCUCCGCAUCAGGGAAGCAAUACGUGUCCAUUGGCAUUGGCGACGACGGCGACCACGACUUCAAAAAACGUUUGCUUCUUGACUAUGAGCUCAGCGAUACGCUUCCAGACCUGCCCAACUUGUCACAAUCCGCUGCGGACGGUUGCGCGCUAUGCUCUGUCAUCAAAAAUGAGAUCAUACGGUUCCUCGGCAAGAAUGCCAAAUACACGCAGCUGCUCAUACACAAAGUAGGGUAUUAUUUGAACCCCGAUCCUGGUGAUAAGACCAAGCCGGGAAGAAAUUGGCUGCAUGCGAUGUUUGUGUACUUCAAGCUGCAGUACGGGGAAGAGUUCGCGGGUGAAGAUGCCGCCUACGCUCUGCGCCUGGAAGUGCAAGCCAGCUCGACCGGUCUAGAGCGCUUGAAGAAGCUUGCAGAUACAGCAUCGUCUGUGGCUCUACGCGACACAGAUAACCUACAACUACCAACAAGGCUUAUCGACGUAGGCCUUAGGGGCCCGACCAGAGAGGUAGAAGAGCCCCGCCUGGUCAUAACAGCAGACUACCCGCCACUGAAGAAUGAGGACGGCGCACGACGUUACAACGCGUUGAGCUACUGCUGGGGACCGCCGGAGAAGGCAAAGAAACAGCUCAAGACGGAAACGUCAACGCUGAAUGAUCGCCUUUGCCAGAUACCGCUUUCUUCAAUGCCUGCGGCGCACCAAGAUGCUGUGCUGGUGUGCCGCGCCCUGGGCAUUCCCUACGUUUGGAUUGAUUCUCUGUGUAUCAUCCAGGACGAUAAGGUCGAUUGGGAACGCGAGGCCCAGAAGAUGGGCAGCGUUUACGCCAAUGCCUUCCUGACUAUUUGCGCCGCACAGGGAGACUCAUGCCUGGAUAGUUUUCUACGUCGCACAGUUCCUUCGCAAGUAGUCGAUGUUCCUUUCACCUCGUCAAUCGACCCAAGCGUAUCGGGAAGAUUUUCUCUGUUCGUCGCCCCAGACGAAGACCCGUACAAACACAUUGCAAGAGACUACUUUGGAGGGGGAUGUGCAACUGAUUUUCUCGACCCAUGGAAGCCUCUGCCAACCCCGUACCGCUUCGCAACGUCUUCAUACGAUCCAUACAAUAUGGAUAUUCCGAAUUGUAACUGGAGCCGACGCGGCUGGACAUUACAAGAAUCUAUCCUAGCUCCCAGAGCACUGCUAUUCGGGGCAAGAAUGGUCCAUGUGUGUAUCGGUGGAUUGUGGCUCGAAUCAGAGGAUGGAUCAUCAAGUGACCGUCCAUUUUGGCCGCCAAUCCAUCUACGCGCAGGCGUAGAUGAGAAGAGCGCAAUGGCUGAUACUCAGGUAGAGGAUGCGUGGCGAUUUUUAGCUCGAGAAUAUUCUUCGCGAUCAUUGACUUACCGGAGCGAUACGUUCCCGGCAUUGUCUGCAAUAGCACAAGUUUGGCAUCAGAUGAUUAAAGGUCAGUACCUCGCCGGCCUCUUCAGCUCGAACUUGCAUCUCGGACUUUUGUGGCGGGCACGAUUUGGUAUGAGAACACCAAAACAAUUUCUCGAAGCGGCGGCGCACGAGCAAUACAUCGCCCCAUCCUGGAGUUGGGCUUCAAAGCCGUAUCAAGUAACAUGGGUAUUCCACGUCAGGACUUCGUUCAGACCGAAAUUCGAGCUUCUGUGUGGUGCUGUAACGGUAGAUGGGGUGAACCCUUACGGUCGGUUGACCAGUGGACACCUAUUGUUGUCUACCAAGAUCUGCAAGAUCCCGUCGACGAGACUGCGCCGCGUGAGUGUGUUCUUUGGGUUCAUCUUUCCGUAUGAGCUAUUGACAGACGAUGGGCGGCGCUUGGCGCAUGUCGUCUUUGAUUGGCGACAGGAGUAUGCCUCAGCACCUAAGGAUCCCGAGACGGAAGAGGAACUUGAAGAUGGACCCAUUGAUUGCUUGUCAAUGGUUCUAGUAUCCAGCAAGGCUACCGAUGCAAAGGCCAAGAUUGGAAAAGACGGAGACGUCACAUACCAGGAUCUCCUGAUUGGUCUUUUGGUGCUCCCAACGGGCAAACCUGGCGAAUACAAAAGAGCUGGGUUGUUCUUCACUGAGGAAAGCGGACUUUGUGGGAGCAUAUUCUGGGACAGCCUUGAACACCAGAAAGUGAGGCUUGUUUAA